Penicillium hordei is the source of this 2751-nucleotide messenger RNA. RefSeq lists its product as uncharacterized. The record is from RefSeq and is a predicted model, not a curated record. The transcript has a single exon. Bases 1 to 2751 code for a protein of 916 amino acids. Gene Ontology annotation, cellular component: SAGA complex; SLIK (SAGA-like) complex. Gene Ontology annotation, biological process: regulation of transcription by RNA polymerase II. Lineage: Eukaryota; Fungi; Ascomycota; Eurotiomycetes; Eurotiales; Aspergillaceae. Gene Ontology annotation, molecular function: structural molecule activity.
AUGUCAAAUCGCAAUCGCAGCAGUGGCGAGGCCCUUCCCGGACUUGGGAAUAUACAGGGCCAAGAUAUCCAGACCCCGGCGAGAGGCGAAAACAAUAACCGUAACAAUGUUACUAACCGCCGCCGCCGUCGCAAUAACCGCAGCCGCAGUGGCGAUAACUAUCCUACUAUUGAGCAAGUUGAGAGCGAUGCCGAACCGGAAGGCCAAAAUAAUCGGCGUAACAACGCUGAUAACCGCCACCACCGCAAUAACUCCUACAUCAGUGACGAUAUGCCUCCUGGUAUUGAGCGCGUUGGAAGCGAUACCGAAGAGCAAGACAAUAAUAUCCCAGUUUACGAAGGGGAUUUAUCCGAUGAGAACGGGGAUGCAGAUUUCUUCCUUCAACCUAUGUGGUCAACGCCGGAGCUGCUGGAUCAUACUGCGGAAACAUCUGGGUUACCGAUGGAAGGAAGCGUCCUUGCUUGGCGCGGAAAUGGCCCCGGGAAAUCAGUGAUAGUCGGAUAUGCGUGUGGCGGGUUCGCAACUGCACGGUUAAUUCCAGCGGCGCGGCGUCUCAUUCCCUCUCGAGCACCUAAUAUCUCGGAACAAAGUCUUGGCCGCCGAAGAGACUAUAUCCGGACCGAACGAGAUAUUGAAGGUUGGGGAAUAGUCGCCUGGCGAGUGGAUAAGAAGUCAGUCGACCAGGACCCAAUAUCAUUGUUAAAACCGAUGGACAGAGCAUGGUAUCCUGAGACAUAUGUCUAUAUUCAUUGGUAUGGUGGAGAAGCAAGUUGGGAAUCGCGGCUUAAUCUUCGAUUCGUUCAUGCUGGCGAUGAGCUGAAGACAGACAUGUUAAUCUACAAUGUGGCGAAGGAGCAAGAGGCUAAUUACUAUGAGGCACUCACAGGGGUGAGGCCGGAGUAUCCCCCGGCGAAUACUCAUAUGAAAAACAACCACUGGAGGAAUGUGAAUGCAUACCGAGGUGCAUACUGGUCUCAGCCACGUGCUGAGAAAAACAGGCGGAUAACUAGAGUCGAAUAUGAACCAGUUAUCCCGAACUCUGAAGAAAUUGAUGAGGGUAUAGGCAUGAGCAAUGGUGGUAGCUUCCAAGAAGCCAAUGAAGAAACUCAAGAGGGAUACUAUGAUGUUGAGGGAGGACAGGAAGUUCAGGACGAAAGGGAACAACAAGGAGAUGAUAUGGAAAGUUUUGAGGAAGUUCAGUUUCAGCGUGAUUUAAGCCCCAUCGAGGAGGAAGGUCCCAUCGGGGAGGAAGGUCCCGUCGAGGAGGAAGGUCCCAUCGAGGAGGAAGGUAGUGUUUCUGAGGGCGGAUCCGUCUUUACGCCUAACGGUAGCCCUAGCCGAGUUCGGUGGCAUGGUCAAACACAGCAGAGAUACGGUAUAUUUACUCCAAGAGCAACCAGAUCGCCUAGCUCUGGUUAUAUACCUCAGGGGGGUAGAGAUCAGGCCCGGGGAAUACCGGAAACGCCAAAUAACCGGGGUAUACUCAACCGGGGAAAUCAACAAUGGAUACCACCACGGGGUAACCAGCAGCGACAGACACCACAGUCUAGCCAGAGUAGUCAGCAAUGGCAGACACCACAGUCCAGUCAGGGUAGCCAGCAGCGACAGACACCGCAGUCUAACCGCUCCAACCGCUCUAACCAGCCGGGCAAUCAACAACGGACACCACAGUCCACCCAGGGUACUCAGCAGCGACAGACACCGCAGUCUAACCAGGGUAGACAGCAGCGACAGACACCACAGUCCAGCCAGGGUACUCAGCAGCGACAGACACCACAGUCCAACCAGGGUACUCAGCAGCGACAGACACCGCAGUCUAACCGCUCCAACCGCUCCAACCAGCCGGGCAAUCAACAACGGACACCACAGUCCAACCAGGGUAGUCAGCAGCGACAGACACCACAGUCCAACCAGGGUAGACAGCAGCGACAGACACCACAGUCCAGCCAGGGUACUCAGCAGCGACAGACACCACAGUCCAACCAGGGUAGACAGCAGCGACAGACACCACAGUCCAACCAGGGUACUCAGCAGCGACAGACACCACAGUCCAACCAGGGUAGUCAGCAGCGACAGACACCACAGUCCAUCCAGGGUAGCCAGCAGCGACAGACACCGCAGUCCAGCCAGGGUACUCAGCAGCGACAGACACCACAGUCUAACCGCUCCAACCGCUCUAACCAGCCGGGCAAUCAACAACGGACACCACAGUCCAACCAGGGUAGUCAGCAGCGACAGACACCACAGUCCAACCAGGGUAGACAGCAGCGACAGACACCACAGUCCAGCCAGGGUACUCAGCAGCGACAGACACCACAGUCCAACCAGGGUACUCAGCAGCGACAGACACCACAGUCCAACCAGGGUACUCAGCAGCGACAGACACCACAGUCCAACCAGGGUAGUCAGCAGCGACAGACACCGCAGUCCAGCCAGGGUACUCAGCAGCGACAGACACCACAGUCCAUCCAGGGUAGCCAGCAGCGACAGACACCGCAGUCUAACCGCUCCAACCGCUCUAACCAACCGGGCAAUCAACAACGGACACCACCGCCCAACCAGGGUAGUCAGCAGCGACCGACACCGCAGUCUAACCGCUCCAACCACAUUGACCAUCGCAGUACGGAAUCAAUCACGGCCAUACCUGUGAACAACCCUCGUCCGACCCAGGUGCAACGCGGUCGAGGCCGCCCCCACCCCCCAAACCGUACCAUACCACGACGUAGCGCUCGACUUAUAGGGCGGCCUUAA